Molecule: messenger RNA, 1047 nt
Organism: Effrenium voratum
Lineage: Eukaryota; Dinophyceae; Suessiales; Symbiodiniaceae
Source: the annotation of a GenBank genome assembly
AUGGGCUUGGUAAACUCGUGCUGUACGUCCCUUGCAUCUGGGUGGAGAAGGCUCCUGGCCUAUGCACGCUCGCAGGCUUUGGGCUUGCCAGGCCCGGGAGUGGUGCCGUCUGCCAGUGCGCCGAGCGAGCUGUGCGAGCCAAGUCGCGAGCCCGUGACGGCGCUGCCGCUCUUCGGGGAGAUGGUGCUCUACGGCUUCGCUGAUGGCGAGCUGCUGGGUGUCGAGAGCCAAACCCGGGCCGUGCUUUUGCGGGAGAGACUCCCAAAGGAGCUCCUCGAGGCUGACUUGGCGCGGAAGAGCGCGAGGAGCUUCCGGGGCAGCGUGGAGACCUUCCGCAAGCAGCACCUCGAGGCCUUCCGGCCCGCAGUCCUGCGGCAGUCUGCGCAGGGGUGGCCUGCAAUGGAGAAGUGGGACUUUGAGUUCUUCGCCAAACACUGCGGCGACAUCGAGGUGGAGGCCACGCUGCGCCAGGGCAAGCGCCAAAAGCUGCUGCUCAGGGACUAUCUGAACGAUUGCAAGCUGCAAGCAGGUGGCGAUGAGUUGCCGUACUUGAGGGGCUGGUACUAUCAGAGGGAUGCCCCGUGGCUCCAAAAGGACCUGUGGGAGAAGGGCGACUUUCAUGAUGUGGCCUUUCAGGAUUGGUUCAAACGCCUUCCUGCCCGCCAUCAUCCGGAUUUCCACUGGCUUUUCAUUGGCGCCGCAGGGGCAAUCACUCCGCUUCACAUCGACCCGUCUGCCACGCACGCGUGGCUCUCACAGAUAUCGGGGCGGAAGCGCUUUACUCUUUUUGCACCCAGUGACUUGCCCGAGCUGCUCAGCGAGAGCGGCGGCUUCAAACCUAUUGCGGACAUCCCUGUCAAGCGUCAGGAGAUAGUUCUGGAGCCCGGCGACACGAUCUUUGUGCCGGCGCAUUGGGCUCACCAGGUGGAGUGCCUGGAUGAUUCAAUUUCAGUGACAUGGAACUUCCUCGGGGAGAGCUUGUUUCCGACGGUGCGUGCAGCUUUCCUGGCAAAUGCGGCGAAGCCUGCCUAUGAGCCGGAGCUGUGA